This is a messenger RNA of Thamnophis sirtalis, 1266 nucleotides long. NCBI's taxonomy places the organism in Eukaryota, Metazoa, Chordata, Lepidosauria, Squamata, Natricidae. The record is from RefSeq and is a predicted model, not a curated record.
GCUCUUGGUGGUGAUGGACAGAAUUUGUAGAUUUCCGCUCUCCAGCCCUCUUUCAAAGAUUCUAAAUGGCUUGGAAAUUCUGCUAGCCAAAUCUCAGGAUUGGGAAGAAAAUGCUAGCCGGGAUGUGUCUCUGAGGAAACAUCUUGAUCUCAUCACUCAGAUGAUCAUUCAGUGGCGAAAGCUAGAAUUGAAUGGUUGGUCUGCGAGUUUGGACAAUGUAAUGAAACAGUACACAGAAAAAUCAAUGAAGCACUGGUUUUCACUCUAUCAAAUGGUUGAAAAAUACCAACAAGAACAGUCAGAGAAGAAAAUUGAAGAAGUUAAUAUAGCAUCUGUGGUCGAUACACUGAAACGUUUCAUAGAAGGAUCCACAUUGGGGGAAUUUCAUACAAGACUUCAAAUGCUCUUAGAAUUCCACUGCCAUGUCUUGUUGAUGACACAAAAGGAUGAAAAUAAUAUGCUGGGCAAUGUAUUAUGGAAUCUAUAUAAUUAUUAUAAGCAAUUUUCAGAAUCUGUCCAUGCCAAGCUGAUUGAACAGCGACAUCCCAUAGAAAAAGAACUGAAGGAAUUUGUGAAAAUCUCAAGAUGGAAUGAUGUCAGUUUUUGGGCUGUAAAACAAUCUGUAGAAAAAACACACAGGACGCUGUUUAAAUUUAUGAAGAAAUUUGAAGCUGCUCUUGGUGAACCUUGUCAAUCAGCCUUGGUGGAACUGCCUAAAGAAGAAGAACUCAUUUCCCUGCAGGAUCAAAAAACACCAGAGAAUGUUGAAACUAAUAUUCAGAACCUAAACAAUAUAUUGAGGAAACGCCUAACUGUAAAAUUAGAUGCUACUCAGGGUCUUCAUUUAGAAGACUUCCAGGGGUGGCCAUUUCAUCCAGAAUCACUUCAGGGACGCUUACCUAAACUCACCAAACGAAUGAAGAAGAUAUGUGCAACUCUAGUGAAGCAUAAUUCUAUCUUGGACUUGGUGGAGAAUCUUGACAAUUUCACUGGUGAUGUAAUUUCUUCUGCCCACAAAUUGCAGAACAUGUCUGUGAAUUUGACUUCAGAAAAGGAAAAACAGAAAUCCGAAGCGAAACAUUUACUUCUGCAAAAACAAAGGGCUCUAGCAGGGCUCUUUAAACACCUUGCAAAUACAGGAUUAUCCUAUCGCAAAGGCCUCACUUGGACUCGUUCCCAAAGUUCGCAAAAUAUGCUUUUCCUUCAUCCAUUGGAUUUAAACAGAGCAUUGGCUUCAGUGACCUGCAUGCAUAAAUUGGAUGCAAC